AUGUAUAAAAGGGUUGCAGAUUCUAAGGGAAGAUUUCUCGUUAGACCUGUGGCUAUAGCUGCUGCUGGUUCAACACCCUUACUGAACAAUUCUGAUACCAGAGCAUAUGUGACAGCGCGGGUCCCUCUUCCAUUACAAGAUUCUCAAGUGCUGCAUGAUUUGUUUUCACGGCAUUUAUCUUAUUUCGACCAAGCUGGAAUACUUGGGCUGUCUUCUUAUAGAGUCGGUCCGGUUCCUUCAUCCGGCAUAUCUAAGGAAACUUCUGGGGCUGUUGGGUCAAAGUCAAGUGAUUAUUUUGGCAGACAUACUAUUGCAAAUGCUGCUGCUAAAGUUGGACCUGCUGUUGUUAAUAUUACGGUUUCCCAAGAUUUGUAUGGUAUUACCACAGGAAGGAGUAUAGGAUCGGUAGGAUCGGGAACCAUCAUCAACAAGGACGGUACAAUCUUGACAUGUGCUAAUUUUCAAGGAAAGGUUGAAGUCACUUUGCAAGAUGGAAGGACAUUUGAGGGUAAAGUGAUAAAUGCUGACAUGCAUUCAGAUAUUGCUAUUCUGAAGAUCAAUUCUGAAACCCCACUACCAGAAGCAAAACUUGGUUCUUCAAGUACGCUUCGUCCUGGGGAUUUGGUGAUAGCCAUGGGCUGUCCGCAUUCCCUUCAGAAUACUGUCAGUGCGGGCAUUGUAAGUUGUGUUGACCGGAAAAGUAGUGAUUUGGGUUUUAGUGACACGCCAAGAGAGUAUUUACAAACAGACUGUGCAGUCAAUGUGGGAUAUUCUGGAGGACCUCUUGUCAACAUGGACGGAGAAGUUAUUGGCGUGAACAUUGUGAAAGUGAUGAGUUUUUUGGUGGCUGAUGAGAGGAUGAGUUUUUCUGUACCAAUCGACUCUGUGUCUAAAAUUGUAGAGCAUUUCAAGAAAAGUGGGAGAGUAGUGCGGCCUUGGCUUGGGCUAGAGCUGUUUGAUCUUAACGAGAUGAUUAUUGCGCAGCUUAAAAAGAAAGAUGCUUCAUUCCCUAACGUGGAUAAGGGCAUUCUUGUACCAAUGGUAAUGCCCGGGUCCCCUGGUGAUCGUGCUGGGUUCCGUCCAGGCGAUGUUGUCGUUGAAUUUGAUGGGAAACCUGUUGAAAGCAUGAAUGAGGUAAUUGAAAUAAUGGGGGACAAAGUUGGGGUGCCCAUAAAGGUACUAGUUAAAAGGGCAAGUGAUACAUUGGUGACUUUAACUGUGAUCCCGGAGGAUUCCGAUCUUGAUGUGUAAAAGGUAUACACACAAAAAGACACACAUAAAAGGGGGUGUCAUUUCUUCCCUUUUUCUUAUUUUUGUCAUAAAAGGAGUUGCUUGAGCUAAUGGAAGCAAAGGAGGCAGGAAUGGCAUUUAUAAUGAGUCACUCGUAUGUUAGAGCAAAAAGAGGAUCAAGCUGGAUAAAGAAAGUUGUAAUCAAUUAUGGGUAUGAUUUCUUAAGGAGAAACUCUAGAGGACCAACUUAUGCUUUGAGUAUACCUCAUGUAUCUACCUUAGAGGUGGGCAUGAUCUAUCAUGUCUGAGUUUUGGCUAGUAGUUUUCUAGUUUAGUUUUGUAACUAGUGAUCUUCUGUGUUAGAUCAACCUUAUACAUGUGAUAAAUGGUGGCAUUUUGUACAGUGACCCUCCAAGUUUUCUGACAAGUAAAGUGCUGCCAAUCUAUGGU
Messenger RNA from Gastrolobium bilobum, 1680 nucleotides. RefSeq names its product putative protease Do-like 14. The coding region runs from base 1 to 1251 and encodes 416 amino acids. Gene Ontology annotation, molecular function: protein binding; serine-type endopeptidase activity. Lineage: Eukaryota; Viridiplantae; Streptophyta; Magnoliopsida; Fabales; Fabaceae. The transcript has 12 exons. The record is from RefSeq and is a predicted model, not a curated record. Gene Ontology annotation, biological process: proteolysis.